AUGGCAGACUCGAGCAGCCAGCUCAACUUUCCACUCCUCAAGCUCGUGUCGGACGCUCGCUCGACCUAUGGCCUGAGGCACCGCGACUUUGACCGCUACAGGUCGCACUGUGUCGCCAAGGUCCACCACCUCCGCAAGUCGCUCGGGCUCGGCCAGACGCAGGGCAAGAGCCGCAAGUACCAGAGCAAGCCCGUCCAGGCCGACAAGGUCACCUCGGACAAGCACCUCCAGAUCGUCCUGUUCAACGCCGAGCGCUGCUGGGCCCACUCGCAGCAGCUCAAGAGCACCCUCGACGACCCGGCGACCCCGCCCGCGACCAAGCACCUGUUCGCCAAGCGCCUCACCAAGGCGUCGUCGCACGCCGCCGAGCUGCUCGCCCUCGUUCAGUCGCCCGACCUCGCCUCGCGUCUCUCGGCCUCCCACGUCGCCCAGGUGCAGGCCUAUGCCCUCGUCCAGCGCGGCACGGUCGCGUUCGAGCGCAACAAGCACGCCGACGGCCUCGCCGCCCACAGCGCCGCGUUCGAGGUCCUCGGCCGCCUCGCCGAGACGGCACCGAGCGCGACCGACGAGGCGCUCGCCAACGAGGUCAUGGACGAGGUCGAGCCCAUGUUGCGCUUCUGCGCGUACCGCCUCGGGCUCGACACGGCGAGCGGCGUUGCGUCGAUCGCCAAGGACGUCGCCGGGCGCGACAUGGGCGCGCUCGUGCCCGAGUGGGACGCCCUGAGCGCCAAGCUCGGCGACGAGGGGCAGCAGGGCGAGCGCGAGAGCGUCGAGAUCCGCUGGCGGGGCGAGGUUGUGCCCGUGCGCAACGCCGAGCUCGUCGGCCCGGCGCUCAAGGUCCAGGAGGCGCUCGCGAGCCUGCGCGAGGACGAGAAGCGCAGCGGCGCAAAGGGUGGCGAGGGCGCGCAGGGCAAGCGCAAGGCGGAUGGGCAGGGCCAGGGCGGCAAGAAGGACAUUCUCGGCGCGCGCCGCAUGGGCACGUACGACACGGCGCUCCUCGUCCUGAGCGACGCCGAGGCCGUCGCCCGCCAACUCGUCGAGGACAACCAGAUCGCCGCCACCAAGGGCAACACGGCCCGGUCCGAGGCGUCGGCUCGCCCUCUCUCGCUCUUCCACUCGUACAUUCAGUACCACCUGCUCACGGUCCGCCUCAAGCGCGACCUCCUCCUCAUCGCGUCGGCCGCCUCGAAGCUCGCGUCGCGCGAGGCCAAGAUCCACGCGACCGAGGCGGCCUUCGUCGCCCAGACGGGCUCGCGCGACCCGCUCGUCGCCGAGGGCAAGGUGCGCCGGCUGCGCGCAAAGGCGUACCCGGGCCUCGUCAAGGUGUUCGACACGGCGCUCCUCAGCCUCGAGACGCUGAGGGACCUCGAGGCCGUCGAGCGCGACGACGAGUUGUCGACGACGGUCGAGGCGAGGAUUGCGCUCGUGCGCGCGCAGAGGUGCCAGUACCUCGCCCUCUCCUAUGCCCUCGUCCCCUCCCUCUCGUACUCGACAUCCUCGUCCUCUUCGACCGCCGCCGCCGCCUCGUCGCAGCAGCAGAAGCGCCUCACGACCUCGUACGGCUCGGCCCUCUCGCUCCUCUCGCGCGCCAAGCUCUACGUGCGCGAGGCUCGUCACGCCGCCUCGGCGCUCGAGUCGCUCGGCAACGACGGCGACGACGACGCAGGCGACGAGGCCGACCUCGUCGCGCCCGUUCUCGCGCUCGACGACGGCGCGUUCACGGCGCUCGAGCGCGCCCUCGAGGGCGACAAGCGCCGCCUCGCGCGCGAGUGGUUCGACGCGGCGGGUGGGCGCGUGCCCGGCGCCGACGGCGGCGACGGCGACGAGGACGAGGACGAGCUCGACCUCGGCGAGCUGAACCUCGCCGAGGGCGACAAGGCGCAGCAGCAGCAGCAGCAGCAGGCAAGCCGGCCCAAGGUGCCGUUCUACGACGUCGCGUUCAACUACGUGACGGCGUUCGACAUGGACGCGAUCGCGGCGCGGGCUGGGCUCGCAGGUGCGGGUGCGAGCGAGACGGCGGCUGCAGCGCCUGCUCAAGCUGCGUCGGCGCAGCAGGAGAGCGACGAUGACGAGGAGGGGGAGGUCGAGCAGCAGCAGGAGAAGCCGGCCAAGCGAGGGUGGGGCUUUGGCUUGUUCGGCCGGGGCUGAGCGGGUCGUCGUGGUCGUCGAGGAGGAGGAGGAGGAGGUCCGUGCAACGACGAGCUCUUUCGCUCU
This is a messenger RNA of Rhodotorula graminis WP1, 2214 nucleotides long. RefSeq lists its product as uncharacterized. The coding region runs from base 1 to 2148 and encodes 715 amino acids. Gene Ontology annotation, biological process: SRP-dependent cotranslational protein targeting to membrane. Gene Ontology annotation, molecular function: 7S RNA binding; endoplasmic reticulum signal sequence receptor activity; signal recognition particle binding. The record is from RefSeq and is a predicted model, not a curated record. Lineage: Eukaryota; Fungi; Basidiomycota; Microbotryomycetes; Sporidiobolales; Sporidiobolaceae. The transcript has 6 exons. Gene Ontology annotation, cellular component: signal recognition particle, endoplasmic reticulum targeting.